Messenger RNA from Tetrahymena thermophila SB210, 1503 nucleotides. RefSeq names its product calmodulin-domain kinase. Gene Ontology annotation, cellular component: nucleus; cytoplasm. Gene Ontology annotation, molecular function: ATP binding; calmodulin binding; calcium ion binding. NCBI's taxonomy places the organism in Eukaryota, Ciliophora, Oligohymenophorea, Hymenostomatida, Tetrahymenidae. The transcript has 2 exons. Gene Ontology annotation, biological process: protein autophosphorylation; intracellular signal transduction; peptidyl-serine phosphorylation. The record is from RefSeq and is a predicted model, not a curated record.
AUGGGUGGAUGUGCAAAAUCAAGAAACUAAAUUGCAGAUGAUGUUCUUCUUUCUAAACAUGAAAGAUUGAGACUAGAAAAUUUUACUUCAAAGACUAAUAUUAGAGAUGUUUACACUUUUUCUAGCGUUUUAGGUAAAGGAGGAUUUGGCACAGUGAAGUUAGCUGCUCUGAAAAACGGUGUCUCUGAUAAGAAGGUUGCAGUGAAAAUCAUAGAAAAGAACCGUUUGAAAAACAAGUAGUAUAUACUUUUGAGAGAGUUAGAAAUUCUUAGAUCAUUAGACCACCCAAACAUUAUUAAAUUUUAUGAAGUUUAUUAAGAUGAAAUGUUUUUUUAUAUUUGUAUGGAAUAUUGUGCCGGAGGAGAGCUUUUAGAUAGAAUUACUAAAGCCCGUAAUUUUAGAGAACAAGAUGCGGCCUUAAUUAUGGACAAAGUAUUUUCAGCAAUAAAUCAUAUGCAUUCUAGAGGAAUUGUACAUCGUGAUAUUAAACCUGAAAAUAUACUUUUUGUAAGUAAAAGUCCUGAUUCUGAAAUUAAAAUAAUCGAUUUUGGUUUGUCAGUAAAAUGUGAUGGGAUGAAGGAUUUAAGUACUAUGGUAGGAACUCCUUUGUAUGUCUCGCCAAACGUGCUCAGGGGUCGCUAUGAUAGCUCUAGUGAUAACUGGAGUGCAGGAGUUAUUUUAUAUGUACUUCUCGUUGGAUACCCUCCGUUCUAUGGAAAAAGCAGAGGUGAAGUUUUCCGAAAGAUAGAAAAGGGAGUAUACAAUAUGGAAGGAAAAGAAUGGGAUACUGUAUCUUCAGAAGCCAAAGACUUAGUAAGGAAGUUACUAGUUGUAGAUAGUAAUAAGAGAAUGACAGCAGCCUAAGCUUUAAAACACAAGUGGAUAGUGAAGCACAAGAAAAUUUAGGAGUGGACAUAAUUUAAACAUUUCUCAACAAUCGGUAGUAUGGAUUAAAUAGACCCCAAAAUAUUGACUAUGCUAUAAAAUUUUAGACAGCCUACAAAAUUUAAAAAUGAAGUCAUGAAAAUCUUGAUUAACUAGCUAAAUGAAAAGGAAAUAGAACAGCUUAAAUUUGCUUUCAAGUAGAUGGAUACAGAAUAAACUGGAGAAAUAGGAAUAGACUAGCUUAAAGAAGUCAUGGAAUAAAAUGGCUUUAAACAAACAAAAGAGCAGUUAGAAAAAAUAAUUAGAAGUAUUAGUCCUAAUUAAGAUGGAAAAGAUUUAGUAAUUAGAUAUAGUGAAUUCUUAGCAGCCACUUUAGACUCAGUCGUAUAUUUAAAAUCUGAGAAAAUAUGGUCUUUAUUUAAGUAUUUUGAUCCCUCUAACAGUAACUUUAUUACAAUUUAAGACUUGAAAGAAAUUUUCUUGAGAAAUGGUAGAAAUAUUCCUGAAGAAGAGCUUAAACAAAUGGUUAAGGAAGUUGAUCCAAAUAAUGAUGGAAAGAUAUCUUUAGAAGAAUUCAAAUUAUUGAUGAAAGGAGAAGAUAUAGAUUUUAAGAGUUGA